Molecule: messenger RNA, 3733 nt
Organism: Amphimedon queenslandica
Lineage: Eukaryota; Metazoa; Porifera; Demospongiae; Haplosclerida; Niphatidae
Product: furin-1-like
Exons: 11
Coding region: 112-3669 (1185 amino acids)
Biological process (GO): protein processing
Cellular component (GO): Golgi membrane; trans-Golgi network
Molecular function (GO): serine-type endopeptidase activity
Source: RefSeq, a predicted model, not a curated record
GGGCGGGGCUGGUGCGGUUCUUUUAUUUACGCCUCAAAAACAUGCCUCAACAGAAAUGAAGCUUUGCGAUUGAAUAUAAACAGCUCUUAUUAUAAUAAAAAACGGAAAGAAAUGAAGCAGAAACUCUCUCUACUUUUACUGGUAUACUUGGCCUUGUUUGCUGGAGAAGGAAACGCAAAAGGCGAUGAUGAUGAUGAUGAUGAUGAUCAGGAUCGCUACACCAACAGUUGGGUAGUUGAACUGGCCAGCGAUCAAGGACACGACGCUGCCGAAGAGCUUGCCAAGACCCAUGGAUUUACAAAUAUGGGACAGGUUGGUAAUCUUGAAGGAUACUAUCACUUUAUUGAUCACGAAUCAAGCACAAGAACCACACGCUCCCUUGACACAAAACACUUAAACUUGAUGAACGACCAACAGGUUGUUUCUGCUGAGCAGCAAGUGUCACAGAAAAGAGUGAAGAGGUCAAUUGUUGUCCCUCAUGACACUAUGUGGUCCAGACAAUGGUACCUGAAUAGAGAAAGCAAAAACAUGAAUGUUAUGCCAGUCUGGGACCAAGGAAUAACAGGGAAGGGAGUGGUGGUCACUAUAUUAGAUGAUGGUCUUGAGCACACUCACCCUGAUCUGAAAGCCAAUUACGAUGCAGAAGCUAGUUAUGAUUUCAAUGCCAACGACCACGAUCCUUUCCCCCGUUAUGAUGUAACCAAUGAGAACAGACAUGGUACACGCUGUGCUGGCGAGGUUGCGGCCAGCUUGAACAACGUCUGUUCAGUGGGUGUGGCUUAUCAUGCCAAAAUAGGAGGUGUCCGUAUGUUAGAUGGUCAAGUCACUGAUAUAGUUGAAGCCAAGUCCCUUUCAUUUGGCUAUGAGCACAUUGAUAUAUACAGCAGUAGUUGGGGACCCAAUGACGACGGGAAGACUGUCGACGGGCCAGCAAAACUAGCAAAGAAAGCUUUCCUGAAUGGAAUAGCUAAGGGUCGUAAUGGGAAAGGCUCGAUAUUUGUUUGGGCGUCAGGCAAUGGAGGGUCAUACUCUGAUAGUUGUAAUUGUGAUGGGUACGUCCUGAGUCCGUUCACCAUUGCCAUUGGGUCAAUCACAGAAUAUAAUAAUUUCCCCUGGUACGCCGAGAGAUGUUCUUCAAUAAUGGCCAUCACGUAUAGCAGUGGGAGCUCUAAUGAAAAGAAAAUUAUUAGUACUGAUCUUCAUGGACUGUGCACUGAUAGUCACACUGGUACAUCAGCUGCUGCCCCAAUGGCUGCCGGAAUGAUAGCUCUAGCACUGGAAAUAAGGCCUGACCUAACAUGGAGAGAUGUUCAGUACAUUAUUGUGUACUCUUCUAGCUCAGCGAUUGAUGAUGAUGAGUGGAUAACUAAUGGUGCUGGGUUGAGAGUCAGUUCUAAGUAUGGCUAUGGUCUACUAGAUGGUGCUGCAUUAGUUAAUAGAGCAAGACAUUGGGUGAUGGUACCAGAGAGACAGAACUGCACUGUACAUGUUAAACUGACAGAAGAACAGCAAUCUCAGUCUUCUGUUAUUCAAAUACCAAUUGACAUUACUAAGGAGUCCUGCCCUGGGGUACUUUAUUUGGAGCACGUCCAAGCAAUCACGAGUCUCUCAGUCAAUAAAGGAUUGCGUGGGAAUAUCGCCAUAUCUCUUCGCUCACCCUCCGGCACUCUCUCAAAACUAUUACCGACACGUCAUUUAGAUCGUCACUCAACUGGCUUUGAUCAAUGGCCGUUCAUGAGUGUAAUGAACUGGGGUGAAUCACCAAUGGGUCGCUGGGUAUACACUGUUACUACUGUAGCAAAUGCAGAGUUUACCAUGACCGAUUUAACUUUAGUACUGUAUGGGGUUGCUUCAAAACCAGUCGCUGUGAGGAAUAUACCUAAAAAGUGCUCACCGGAGUGUAAAAGUGGCUGCUCUAAGGCUGGUCCUCAAUACUGUGACACUUGCUUGCACAAGCAAGUGCUCUCUACCCUAGAGUGCGUUCAAACCUGUCCUACAGGUACUUACUCAAAAGGACAGUAUUGUAUAGAUUGUCCCAAGUAUUGCACUAAAUGUACGGAUGACAGUACAUGUCAAGAAUGCAAGCUAGGAGCUUACAAGUUGCCGUCGGGUUUAUGCAAUUCAACUUGUACUGAUUCCACAAUCUUUGUCAAUAAUAGCUGUCAAGCCUGUCAUGUAUCUUGCAUGACUUGUGAUGGAUUGGGUGAUGAUGAUUGCACCUCGUGCCAUCAGCCCCAGUAUCGGCUGGUCAAUGGGCAGUGUGUCUUUCAUCCCAACUGCUCUUCAGGUCAAUACUUUGAGCAUCGUGUGUUAGGCUGCAAGAGCUGCCAUGGGUCUUGUUUGGAGUGUUCGGGGAGGAAGGAGAGUGACUGUACCUCCUGCUCUCCUUCAAAAGUAUUCAGGGAAGGGAGUUGUAUUGAUAAAGCAGACUUCUGCUCAACUGGAGAAUAUUACAGUGAAUCUACUGGCUCUUGUGCUGUGUGUCCUCCUGGCUGUAGCUCAUGCAUUAAUGACUUGACAUGCUUGAAAUGUGAUCAGCAUUUAUACAUUUAUUCUGCACUGAUGGAGCACUCUAACCUCAGGCGUACUUUUUGCAUUGAGACCUGUCCUGAUGGCUAUUAUGGAGAUAUAAAGUCCGGGAACUGCACAUUGUGUUCCUCUACCUGUGCCACAUGUACUGAUGCUCCUGCUAAUUGUACAACAUGUGUUCAAUCUGGUGUUCUCCCUCAUAAUGGUUCUUGUCCUGCUCCUUGCUCUCCUCAUCAGUUUUAUAACUUUGCUUUAGCGUCUUGUGGCGAUUGUCCCAUGAACUGUAGUAGUUGCUCUAAUGAAACUUAUUGUACGCGUUGUUUGAGUGGUUUCUAUCUUAAUGCUAGAGGGGAGUGUUACCCUCAGUGUGCUACUGGUACUGUUCAGAAUCCUCUAUCCGGUCAAUGUGAAUCCACCAAAUGCCACUCGACUUGUUUAACUUGUGUAGGGCCCAGUAAAAAGGAGUGUCUUAGCUGCUCCAAGGAUCUCAUUUUCUUUAAAAAUGAAUGCUGGAAGGCCUGCCCUGUUGGCUUUUAUAGGACAAGCAACAGGAAUGAGGAGAGUGUUUCAUGCAGCUCCUGUCACAGUAACUGUAGGACUUGUGAUGGUCCCACUGAUGGAGAAUGUCUAUCGUGUAGUCAUUUAAAGCCAUACCUUGAUGGCUAUCAUUGUGUACAAAAGUGUCGCUCAGGUUACUAUGUUAACAUGCAUAAAGCCUGUCUUCCCUGCUCUUCGCAGUGCACCCAUUGUACUGAUGGGUCCACUUGCUCUCAUUGUCAAGGAAGCUAUGUUGUUGGCCCUGCUGGUGAUUGCCUCUCUGAAUGCCCAGCACAAUAUCACGAAUCUAAUGGUCUUUGUGUUAAUAAUCAGAGAACAAUCAUCCAAUCUACAACUACUGUAGAGCAGCCUUCAGCAAAAUCUUGGACUGUUUUUGUAGUCAUGGUCACUUGCCUCCUUCUUUUGGGGGUACUAUCAAUACUGAUACUUCUAGUGUGGAAGAGGCGUAACUUGCAUCUAGUGCUAAGAAGGAAUAAGAAUAAUUAUGUGGUACUGUAUCCCGACAAUGAUGAGUUUGAAAUGAACGGACAGCCUGGGAGUGAGUCUGAAACUGAGAUAUUUUCACGUUCCGAACCCAUGUAAUCUAUUUUAAGUUUUAAUAUUUUACACCAGUUUUUUUGAAAAGAAUUUAAAUAAAUAUUUCAAA